Messenger RNA from Labeo rohita (rohu), 2212 nucleotides. It is a transcript of the gene hibch, whose product is annotated as 3-hydroxyisobutyryl-CoA hydrolase. The transcript is spliced from 15 exons. Gene Ontology annotation, molecular function: 3-hydroxyisobutyryl-CoA hydrolase activity. Gene Ontology annotation, cellular component: mitochondrion. The record is from RefSeq and is a predicted model, not a curated record. NCBI's taxonomy places the organism in Eukaryota, Metazoa, Chordata, Actinopteri, Cypriniformes, Cyprinidae. Gene Ontology annotation, biological process: L-valine catabolic process. The coding region runs from base 92 to 1240 and encodes 382 amino acids.
UCAUGAAGCAGGGCCAAUGAGCAGUGGCGACAGGGUGAAACCUCUGUGUGUACAGUGAUCCAGAACAUCAGCUGAACUCUGAGUUUUAGCCAUGUCAUUAAUAAUCUUAACAUCUGCGCACAGAUUACGAUCAAUCUGCAGAUUGCAGAGAAUACAAAGACACAUGAUGUCUAGUAAAACUGGGUCUGAAGUUCUGUUUGAGAAAGUUGGAAACGCUGGAGUCAUUACCCUAAACAGACCCAAAGCUCUCAAUGCUCUGAAUCUCACCAUGAUCAGACACAUCUACCCCCAGCUCAAGAAAUGGGACAAAGACUCAGAAACAGAUCUGGUGAUCAUUAAAGGAGCAGGAGAGAAGGCAUUCUGUGCUGGUGGGGAUAUCAGAGCUGUCACAGAAGCUGGAAAGGCAGGCGAUUCCCUGGCUCAAGACUUCUUCCGUGAGGAAUAUAUUCUUAACAACGCUAUUGGUACAUAUCAGAAACCAUAUGUGGCUCUAAUUGAUGGAAUUACAAUGGGAGGAGGUGUGGGUCUUUCAGUUCAUGGACGGUUUCGUGUGGCCACUGAGAAGACACUGUUUGCCAUGCCAGAGACGGGCAUUGGUCUGUUCCCUGAUGUUGGUGGUGGCUACUUCCUGCCUAGACUUCAAGGCAAACUGGGCCUCUUUCUCGCCCUGACCGGGUUCCGCCUGAAAGGGAGAGAUGUUCAGAGGGUCGGGGUGGCUACUCAUUUUGUGCAGUCUGACAAGAUUGCAGCUCUUGAGAAGGAUCUCGUUGAUCUGAAGUCUCCAUCUAACAGUGAUGUGGCCCAACUACUGGAUUCUUAUCAGGAACAGAGUAGUCUGGAUGCUAAGAAACCUUUUGUGCUGCAAGACCAGACAGAGGCCAUUGACAGGCUGUUUUCAGCUGGAAGUGUGGAGGAGAUCAUGGAGAACCUUAAGAAAGAUGGCUCUGCUUUUGCACUCAAACAGACUGAGACUCUGGCCAAAAUGUCUCCAACCUCACUGAAGUUAACUUUCAGGCAGAUUCAGGAAGGAGCGAGAAUGAAUUUGCAAGAGGUGUUGGUGAUGGAGUAUAGACUCAGUCAGGCCUGUAUGAGAGGCCACGAUUUUUAUGAGGGAGUCAGAGCGGUGCUAAUCGAUAAAGACCAAAGUCCAAAGUGGAAACCUUCUACCCUGUCUGGGGUCUCGGAGCAGGCUAUAGAAGAAUGUUUCAGCUCUCUGGGUGAAAGAGAUCUCAAACUGUAAAAACUCCCAUCAAAAAUCCUCUAAAGCAAACGUUCUUCUGAGACUUCUACACAGAUUUGCUGAUGAACAAUGAUUGUUUCUUGAGGAAAUUCAGAGGUUUGGGGAGUUUUCUUUGUGCCACUCUGCUGGGAAAUGGCAUUCAGAGUAAACUAAUAUUUGAGAGCAGCCUAGUCAUAUUUUAAAGGUAAAGUUCAUCCAUAAAUGAAAAUUGUGUCAUUAUUUUCUUACAUUUGCUUUUUUUUAUCGUCUUAAACUUAAGAGGCUCUAUAAAUAUUCCAGUCUUGAGUUCUGCAGAAUAAAAUAACAGCAAACUGGUUAAAAUGACAUUGAGAAAAUAAUGACACAAUUUCCUUUUUUGGGUGAAUGAUAAGACCGUACAAAUUUACAGCACUCUUGUUAGGGUGAAUUUUGUGCUGGGAAUCACAUCUUGCAUAUUUCAUUCUCAAAUGUGUCUUUUUUUCCAUCUAAUCAUUUGUGUAAAUCCUGUGGAUGGAGAAUGGCAGACACACUUUUUGCACGUCCUGCAAUCCGUGAUUAACCCUGACAACCUUAACACAUACCCUGGCCACGAUUCAGUUUGGUGGGAUUAAAGUAUUGUCAUGUGAUGCAUAAUAUGACUGCCAUUAACCACAGUGUUUACUACACAAGCAGAUCCACUGGCCUAGACUAGAGAGUAUCAAGCCUGACAGAAUAAAUCUGAAUGAUUUUGAGACAACCGUGAUGCCUUGAAUUCAAGUUAUUUGUUUCUUCUCUUAACUAUGUGGAUGUUCAUAAAAAGUGUGACCUAUAUUUGUGCAAAAAAACAAACAUAAAAUAAUUGUUUUGUAUCUGUUUUUGGUUUUGAUGGUAGAUAUGGCACAAAAUGUUAGUGUUCCCACAGUGCAUCUCAAUAAAAACAACAGUGUAAAAAAUCUUCUGUAUUCCUUGAAGUAAUUAGCAAAUUGACUGACAGACUCAGCAGCAUGGCAGCAG